AAAAGGCUCGGUCUCCCCCUCCUCUCUCUGGCGUCAGAAAUAGAAGCGACCAGAUCGGAUUUGGCAACGGGCGAGGGUGGAUCGUGCCGGCUCGGAAGGCGCACCGGGCGGGCUUGCUGCGCGCACAAGCGAGGCGGCGACGAAGGGAAAACGAAUUAAGCAACAACCGCUACCUGACAUUAGAUCUCAGAUCGCCCCCCCUCCUACUCACUGGAUCCGAGGGAGCCGAUCCCGCCGCCCCCCUCCUCGAACUGCCCCAAAGGAAUUCGUAAUAAUUACGCACGGAGCCGGGAGGUGCAUUAGAAACCAGAGGAGCGGGACGAGGCGCACGAAAGGGGUUUGAAGGCGCGCUUUGGAGACCGCGAUCAUGGCGCUGGAUUUCCUCGCAGGCUGCGUAGGAGGUAAGCGCUGGCGGGCGAUUCCGCGCUGCCAGGAGAAGCGGAGCUGCUCUAUUGUUAUCUAUCUUUGCGCGAUCCAGUUAUGUAAGGAAGCCGGGGCGGGGGCGAGAGAGAGACACAGCAUCUGGGCUGCCCGUGUCUGCGCCUUUGGAGAGCCUCGUGUGUGCGCGCGUUGCUUGGCGCACUGCAGCGGGGAUGUGCUGCCUACCCGUCCGCCUGCCUCCGAGAGAGGGUGGGGGCACAUUGCACGCUUGGAAGGGAAGGAAGAGGCACCGCGGGAAGCCUUGGCGCGAUGGGUGCCUCCUUACCUCUUCUUGCACCCCUGUCUCCCUCCUCAAAUUCGUGACUUGCUUCGGUGCCUUGGCGCGCCGGCGCCAGCUCUCUCUCCGCUGCCCGCAUUGUCCCUGAGGCCCGAGGGGGCCAUUGUCCCUCUCGGCGCCGACACUGCACCGGUGCCCAUAAAGGCAGAGCCGGUGAGUCAGCGCUCGGCGAUCGGCUUCCCUUUUCCCUCCUGCCAGAAACUCUCCGAGGGGGUCUGCCUGCCACCUCCUCGAACAGGGCUGGAACUGCGCGAAAUCGAAGCGGGCAUUGUGCGCUCAGACGCCCAGCCUCCCUUGUUUCCUUGGGCUUCGCCUAUUGAAACUUUCCCCUCCGAGCCAGGGAUUUUAUUUGGGCCGGGUCUUGGAUCUCUACUGUUGUGGAAGUGAUCCUUGUUGAAGUAGCGGGUGCCUCUGAGCACGCGCAGAGUUCAGUUCUCCCUUCCCACUGAGCGCACACCAUCAACCUUCCCUGUGAGAUGUGAGCUUUGUGAGGCCGAGGGAGUGGUCUUGCGCAAGGUCCUUUCCCUUAACUGGGCGAAGGUAUUUCUGCGCGCCCCCGCGGCUCAUAGCUGACCCCUCCCCCAACCCCUCUGAAGGGAAGUUCUCUAGCAUUCCAACCCCCUCUAACCCUUAUUAUAGGGCUGUGUUCUGUAGGAAGGUGGGGCUGUGGACCAAUUUCCUGAAGUGUCUUGUGCUGGAGGGACAAGCAAGAACCUCCUUCCUCUGGGGGGGGGGGGGGACAGAGCAAAAAGGAAACAAAUGGACUUCUUCUGCCAAGGGAUGCCACUCACCUCUCUGCUAGCAUAUUUUGGGGGGGGGGGAGCGGCGGCAUGGGCGUAGCCAGGAUUUAUGUUGGGGACAGGACCUGUCAUCACCCUCAGUCUGGCAGAGGCGGAAUGAAAUGCCUCAACAACAGUUGUUUUCAAUUCCUUUCUUUUGACCUCAAGUGGUCAGAAAAAUCUGCCAGGGUCUUUGAUAGAACGCACCACAACACCAUCCAAGUGACCUCAAAUAUUCUGGUUAUUUCUACUUUUAGUCAAGAAUUUUAUUUAUUUGCUCGGUUUAGGGGGAGCAGUUGCCUCCCUGGCUACACCCAUAGAGGAUGGCGCUGUUUUUUGUGGUGUGGGGCUUCGAGUCUUAUUAUUUCUGCCCCUUUGAAAUUCUUGAGGUGUCCUUAUUGUGUGCACCGCUGGAGUGGUGACAGCCACUUUACCCAAUCUGUCCUCCCCCCCCCAAAAAAAAUCAUACAGGUUUGUAGCCAAUAUAAACCCAUUCAAGAUAAUGAAUAUGGCUACUCUGAGUAUGACUUGCUUGGAUAUAGCCUACAAUUUCAAAGUUAGCUUCCUCAUAGUGCUGGAUGGGUUUCCCCCCUUUUUUAUUUUAGCUGCAUUAGGAACUUGCAGCAAGAAUAAUAAAGAUCAUGGCGCCUUAAAAACUAGCAUCUUUAUUAUGGCAUAACCGCUUGUGGGCUAAAACACAAUUUGGCAGGUGCUCAUGUCCCAAGAUUGUAUGUUUUGAGGGGAGAAAGAGAGAGAAAGAAGAAACAAAGUGUGUGUCUCCUUGCCUUGAUUUUGAUGAAGCAAUGCAGGUCUGACUCUGGAGAUGUCGUCUUCCUCCAGUGAAAGUUACAACAGCGAGUAGCUGGCUGGUUUCAGCCUAUUGAGGCUUUCCUUCUCCCUUCUGUUGUUGACUUCCCUCUUCUCUCUCCCCCGCUCUGCAGGCACAGUUCGGGGUUAUGUAGAACACUCUGUACUUAAUAUCUUCAUCUGCUGCAGUUUUAAGUAUGCCACUUUGCGUGUGAUUUUUAAGUCCUUGCCAAAUCGGUUUUAAUAAGAUUAACACAGCGGCACUCAAUUGGAUCCUUAAAGGAAGAAAUUAACAGGAGCCUGUUGACAUUUUAACCCUGCUUUAUUUUUGAAGGUGCUAUGCAGAAAAUAUUUAAAAAUAUGUAGGCUGAAAAACAUCAAUCCCCCUAGCCAUACUUGUUCAAAUACUUGCUUUAAAAAUGUGGGGUUGUUGUUUUUUUUAAGUACUUGCAUCACUUCCUACAGCAAUUGCAUGCUUACCACAAUCUUAUUAGAGCACUAGCACUUGGUCUCAGAUACAGUGGCUAACCUGUGUUUCCCUUUAGAUAUUGUGGGACUGUCAUUCCCAUUAUCCUUGGUCAUCUGCCAUACUGGCUGGGGCUGAUGGGAGCUGGAGUCUAGGAAUUGCAUCCAGUAAAGUUAUUCUGUUUUGUGAAAGGACCUCUGCUUGUGCAAUGUAACUUCCUCUCCUCCUCUUCUCAACCCAUACCCUUUCCCCAUAAUUUCUACUGGGGGGGUCAGAAGAGGUGCACAAGCAGAGGUCUUUGGGUGAAUAGGAUGAGUUGAUUGGAUACAGUCUUAAGAUGAGCUUGGAGUUUCCUUCCCCAUCUCCCCAUGUGUUAAGAUGCACCUUGAAGGCUCUGCUCAUUUGACUGCCUACAACAUCCAUCAGGUUGGCAGCCACAAAAGACGCCGCCUUCUCGGUGGUGUCCCCACCGUCAGUUAGAGAACUCCCUUCUAACAAGAUUGUGGUUGUCACCCCUACAAAUCAGACCUUCGGAAUGGUCUUGAACUCAUCUGUUCUGGGUAUUCUUCUCCAGGGUUUUUGGUUUCGCAAUCAGUCCUGCUUCCCAGGGAACUCUGGGAUUGUAGCUCUGUUAGGGAGGAAUAGGAGUCUCCAAACAACAUUUAGCACCCUUAAUAAAAUACAUUUCCCAGGAUCCUUUGAGGGAAGCCACAAAUAUGGUAGGGCUGAGUCCUAUAAAGGUAAAGGAUCCCUGGACAGUUAAGUCCAGUCAAAGGCAACUAUGGAAUGCGGCGCUCAUCUCACUUUCAGGCCAAGGGAGCCAGUGUUUGUCCACAGACAGCUUUCCAGGUCAUGUGGCCAGCAGGACUAAAGCACUUCUGGUGCAACGGAACACCAUGACAGAAACCAGAGUGCACGGAAAUGCUGUUUACCUUCCCACCACAGUGGCACCUAUUUAUCUACUUGCACUGGCGUGCUUUCGAACUGCUAGGUUGGCAGGAGCUGGGACCGAGCAACAGGAGCUCACUUUGUCGUGCAGAUUCGAACCGCCAACCUUCUGAUCAGCAAGCCCAGGAGGCUCAGUGGUUUAGACCACAGCGCCACCCGCAUCCCUCCUACCUGAGUCCUAUAGACAGCAACCGUGUGACUUCUGUAGUCUUCUGUGCUUUGCAAAUAGUUGCUUCUGUGGUGGGUUAUAGUGGUAGAAUGCCAGAUUGUCUCAUAAUGCCUUCUUCUUCAUUUCAGGUGCUGCCGGCGUGUUGGUAGGACAUCCAUUCGAUACUGUUAAGGUGGGUUGAUUUUCCACAGGCUUACUUAAUCAUAAACAUUUAGGCCGAAGAUAGCACUAGCCCUUAUGAGUAGAAAGGGUUUUUGUUUUUUAGAAUUCAGAUGUUUUGGACCCAUUAAAUAAAAAUCCUCAUAGGCCAAAUCCUGGUAUAGAGAUCUUGAAUUAGAUUUUCAGACAUACUGAAGCAUUGAAACAUCCCACAGUGAAGCCAAAUUAGCAGCAGAUUAAAAAGUUCCAAAUUGAUAGUCCCCCUUUACUCAAGUGCUCUGAUUAUUGGGUCUUCAGGACCCCCCCCCCUUUUUUUUUAACUCAGCAAUCCAGCAGCAUCUAGCAAAAAUGCUUAUGGAAGAUGCAGAUUUUUAGGACUAAUGCAAAAAACAGGUGGGGGGGUUGCACUGCACUUAAAGGUGCAUUGUUGAUGUUUGCUACAUUUUUUUGUUUUCCUGCUCGCUUUGGGGAAACAUACAUUUGUUAAUUAUAUUUCCCGGAUGACAGUUUGCAACAUGAUGAAACAGUCUUGCUAAUUAACAUGCUUCCUCCCACCCUUGGGGAAAUAUUGUGAGCUCACAAAGGAAUACUUUUCUUCUUCUUUUUCUCUCCCCGCCCCCUGGUCCGGGAAGCUGACAUUUAAUUGGUUGAACUCAAAACAGAAGUGGCCGAUUGCGGGUGGGAAAUGAGAUCCAAUUAGGCAUAUCACUUAAAAUCUGUGCCUGCACAGCAGUCAAAUAGCAUCUCAAAACAGGACUGGACUGGCCCAUGGAUUGGAAUGCAUGAGUCUAAGCUGGGCUUUAGUCAUUUGCACGCUUGCUUGAGAGCAAGCCUCAUUGAACGCUGUAGGGCUUACUUCUGAGUACCCAUGCACAGGAUCAAGUAAAUCCAAUAAUUUCAGCUUAAGUGUGGGUUGGAGCAAGGGUUUAAGGAUCUUCUGGCUGAGGAAAUGUGCUGAUUAACAUUCAUAACCUUAAAACAUCCCAUACUUAAUAGGUGCAACAAUUAUGGAUGAAAUGUGAAGUCUGUUGGUUUGUAGCUGUAAAAUUCAGUCAUUUCAUGCAAUGGUGUAUCCUUUGCUUGAGAAACCGUUUCCAUUGAGUCCGUUGAAUUUCCGUUGAAUCCCAUUUUGUCCCAUAGGGGAUAAUACUAUGAUCCUUCAUUUUAUGGACAUGUUUGCAGAACCAAAACUCUGACUGACUGGUUUUCUUAAUCUUCUUCACUUCUUCUUUUUUAACUUAAUGGAAUUGGGCUUAGCUGAGAGGGUGAAGGCAUAGUCUGGCACCCUGAACUGAAACCUUUUUUUUUUUUUUAAAUUUUAGUAUAUUUCUAUCCCACCUUUCUUCCAUCAUGGAACUCAAGGUGGUGUCCAUGGGAUUCCUAGGCGGUCUCCCAUCCAGGCAUUGACCAGACUCAUACCUGCUUAGCUUCAGAGUGGUGCCUGCAGCAUGUGCCCUCGGACCACAUCUUGGGACCAGGAAAUGCAUUUACUUGGAAGCACAUUCCAUUGAGCAUACUUGCAAAGCAAAUGUAUUCAGGGAUGGGGUAUUAGUUAAUUACGAUGGAUAUACAAAUCCCUCAGUUAACUUGCUACCAUGUUGUUGAAGGUACAAUGACAUUACUAACAAUGCAAAGGGGGGGAUUCUGUUUUAAGGUUGCAAUCCUAUACACACUUAUCAUGGGAGUAAGUGAACUUAACAGGACUUAUUUCCGAGUGGACAAUUAGAGAGGAUCGUGCUGUCAGUUACCAGUUGCAUAUCCUGUCCAUGUUUACUGGAAGUCAUUCCCAUCGGGGGACUUGUUCCCAAGAAAGUCUGCACAGGAUUGCAAAUAUUAGACUAACUUACUGUACUUUAAUCUGCUAGGUAAUAAUAACCUGGUCUUGUAAAAAGGCAGUUUAUGCAGAUCUAAAUCUCGUGUCGCUGCAUUAAGCCCUAUAACUCUUUCCUUGUGAGUCCCGUAACUUACCUGGAUGGCUAAACAUUUCUUAGCUUUCAUUUUAUUUUUUAAAUUUAUCUUUUAAAGCAAAUUUUCUAAAGGCCAACUUCAUUUUGAAACUAUAAAUACAUCUUGGGGAGGGAUCCAAAGCAAAGCUUAAUUUCCUCUCUGAAGCUUGUUUUUUCCACUAGUUGCACAGAUAAAGCAAUGUCUGGGUUUUGUGGGAACCUGGUGGGGGAGAUGAAAAAACAUCAGAGAUGUUGAACUGAACCUGAACCAGGUCUUCUUCGAGUGGCAAAUCCUUUCCUGCUCCUCCUCCUCCCCCCCAGUUUGUUGAUGUAAUGUGUACAAUUGCUUUGUUGCUUAACUGCCUUUACUUUCUGAGCUAGGGGCUGUCUUCAUUAACAGCAAAAGUGUUACUUUGUUGUAGAUGACAGAUAAGCCUCAUCACGGGAGAGUUACCUAGUAAGUAUAGACCAGGUGAACCUUCUGUUUCUCUCGGUCUUAAUUUUUUCCAACAUGUAUGAUUAGUUCAAGUUUUAUAAAGACAACAAAAAAUAAUAAUAAAAAUUACCAGGAAACCAUAUGUAGUUUAUUCCCUUCCUCUUUCUUUUUUUUUUUCCUUUUUAGUUUAAAAAUGUUUCUCGUGCUCUGAAGUGGAGGGGGUGGGGAUUUGCAGUAUGCAAGGUUUAUUUUGAAUACGAGCUUGUAAAAGAAAACCUGACUUUGUUUUGCAUUCGUUUUCCUAGAGUGCACUAAAAAGAUUUUAUAUGCUUUUUUACGUGCUUAAAAAAGAUUUUAUAUAUGUACUUUGUGGAACAAAACUUGUGAAUUCUGUUUUCAGCCACUCCUUAAAUUGAGGUUCCCACUUUUAAUAUUUAUUUAUUUAUUUAUUUAUUUAUUCCCCCCUGCCACACGCAAAUGUUAUAACCAUAUCUGUAUUGAUGCAUUUUUAGGUGUUGGUACUUGGUUGGUCUGUGGGGUUCACUCUCAGUGUGUGUUUUCAAUUUGAAUUUUAAGUGUUUUUAUAUGCCAGGGUUCAGCUUCAGCAGUAUUGAAAGAAGGAAACUGGCAUAAUGUAAUGGGAAUGGUAUAGAAAAUUGCAUUAUGGCAAAAAUGUAAGAACCUUAGAGCAUCUGCGUGGUAAUGUUUUAACAGGCCGCAAAGAGAGACUGCCCCACAAUGCUUAAAAAAGCAUUAUUGGUUAAAAAAACUGUAGGUCCCUCAAAGCAGGAUUUUCUGACUCUAUUGUCUAAAAUACAGGCAGCUUCUUUAAGAUUUAGGGUUCAUAAAAAUUGGAUAUAUUUCACAUAUCUGUUAGUUAGCUGCGGUCUAAAAGGAAAAACUAUGAACUCCAUUCCUGAUCGCCUGUAGAAUAUUCUUGUUCAUCAUAGGCAACCAGACAAGUAGCUGUUUAUGGACCUCAACUAACAUCCUUUAAAUUUGGCCAUUCAUGACCACUGAGUAGAUCCUCGCCGGCCUUAUUUCAUAGCUGAGAAUAAUGACGUGUGCUAAUGAAACCUCAGAUAGCUUGAAGUAAGGGGGACAAGCACCAUCCCCUAUUAAUCAUUCCCAUCUCAUGCAGACUUGAGCACUAAACUGAGUGACUCCCAAAAUACUGACCAUUUUUUAAAUUGCCUGCUAUGGCACUUUGGUGUCAGGACUGGGUGCACAUCGAUGCACCUUAUGUGUGCCCAGUCAAAGGUGCUGUCAUACUUCUGCCUGCUGAUUUUCAUUUAUUUUGUUUGCCAUGCCAACGAAUUCUCACUACGUUUUGUAGGUACGCCUUCAAGUUCAAAAUGUGGAGAAGCCACUUUACCGGGGGACCUUGCACUGUUUUCAGUCCAUCAUAAAGCAAGAGACGGUGAGUAGCUUGUUCAGUGAUUGUGCUCUUCACUCAUGUUUUGCACUGUAUUCAAGGGAGAAGGAGCCUUUCAUGAAUAAAGCCUAGGAGCUCCUUUUCACCAUGGGUGUCACGGGAGCUGCUUCAGCAGCAGCAAGGCUCUUUUCCUGUCACCUUUCAUGUCACUUCAGAAUUCGCCAGGCCACUUUGGAUUGCUAGACCAGAAUACCAGUUUCUGGAAACCACAGGUGCGGGAGAGUGUCCUUGUGCUCAGGUCCUGCUUGAAGAUUUCGCACAGGCAUCUGGUUGGACACUGUGAGAACAGGAUGCUGGACUAGAUGGGCCAUUGGCCUGAUCCAGCAGGCUGUUCUUAUUGUUCCUAUGGGAGGAGUUUGCAAUGCGGCUGUGCAGAGGAGCUCCAACUGGAUCCUCUCACAUGAUCUGUGGUUGCUAUCUUGCAUUAACUAGCCCGUUACAGCUCUCACACUACAAAUUUUAAUUAGAGAUCUGACCCUUGGGUUCCCCUUUCACUUGGACGCCUAGAUGACAGCUGAAGGCCAAAAGUACCUUCAGCCAACUUCAUCUGCUAUGCCAAAUAGACUCUUUUUCUUGGAGGAAUCAGAUCAGCCUGAGGUCUUUCCUGAUCUCUUCACCUCCAGGUUAGAUUAUUGCAAUGUGCUGUCCUUGAAGACGAUUCAGAAAUUUCGGAUAGACUGUAGUUGUCAGGGGUUAUGACCCGAGUUGCUCCAUCAGCUCAUGUUAGCUGAUCUUCUUCUAGGGUGCUGGUCUCUAGAUGGCUUCCAGGCUCCAUUCAAGGUGCUGUUCUUUGCUCUUUAAAGUUCUAAACUAUCAAAGAAUAUCUCAAGAAUCACCUCCCCCCACAGGGCUUGGCUCAAGAACUCCAUUCUAGAUCCAAGCCACUCUUUCAGGUUCCCUCACCAUCAAGAGUGUCCUUGUGGAGGUCCUUCUCAGUAGUGGAACAGCCUCCCAGGGUGGGGUCUGGUCACAUCACUGAUUGGACAAUGAUGACUAUUUUAUUUCAGUGCAUCUCGUGAGAAUUUUAACGUUCCAUUAGGAUUUAAUUGCCUCUGUUGCUGAUGCCAUUUGCUUUAAAGUCUGCUGUUUUUAAAAAACAUUUUUUGUGGUUUUUAACUAGUAGAUGCUUAUUGUGCCAUCUCUUUCAUUCUUUUGUUUCUAUACCGUGAUUUUAUUGUUUUUACGACUGUACAAAAAGUGCCUUAUAGAAAGGCAGACAGUUGUUCGAUCGCUACGGUUAAAAUGAAGUUCGCCUAAAUGGAUUCCAGUGGAAACUAGUUAGCUCAAUGUUUCGGCUUAUAAAAGUAAAGUACAGGCACAUUAACUGGUUUUUAGCCAUCUCACACACACCAUAACUGGCAUAUUUUCUGCUCUCACUGGAGCAAAUUAUUAGAGCCGUUGCCCCGAGAAUGAGUCUUAGACUCUUCCACUUUGGAAUGGGGAACAGAGAAGACUUGCAUAUGUUUGAGCAGACCCCCAUGAGAAAAAAAACCAAAAGUAACUCUAAGAAACAAAGGGACAAAUUAGGGAAAAAAGGAUAAAUGCAACACCAAACUAAAGAAGUUAAACUACAAAUAGCACCUGAUUAGGGGCCCUAAUCAACAUUGGCACUGCAAACUAGUGGUGAGGAUUGUGGGCAAUUUUUUUAUCAGGACCACAAUAUGUGGGUGGUUUUCUUAAAAGCAGAGAUCUUAGGCCCAGGUGCCAUAUGUGGCCCUCCAGACCUCUUUCUGUGGCCAUCAGCACUCUCCCCAGGCCACACCCCCUCACCAGCCCUCCACCCACUUUUGCCUCUUCCCCCACCCCCACGAUUGGCAUGUGGCCCUAGAAUGUAGCCCAGCAGGGCUUUGUGGCCCUUGGGUUGAGAGAUGCCCCUCUACCCCUGUUUUAAAGCAGGGGAAGUUCCUCACAACACCCGUAACAGUUGCCUUGGAAUUUGGCUCCCUGCAGAUCAGAGAGAGGUUUAGCUUAGUCAUGUUCCUGGUGUGCCAGUUUUCCCUACGAAGGGGCUCGUGAUACGCGAAGGCACGACUUAAUCUUGCUUCGCUCCUGCCCAGAUGUAACUAGCAGCUGAUAACUGAAUGGGAAGUGAAACCAAAGUUAAGUAACUUCCCUAAGGGACGUGUCGAAAUAGCUCUACAGGUCAGUAAGGGAAGAUCCCCAAUUGGCCACAAUAAAUACUCCUCAUGCCGCAAUGAUGGACUUUUCUUCCAAAUGCUAAUGGAAGCGUGAUCGGAACAGGGGCUUCCCCAUCUGCAGCUAGCCAUUAAUCAUGCGACUGCUCCUUGGUUGGUCAAAGAGCCACAUGGGCAGCCAUGUGACGCUUCCUUAGUCAUGACUUGACAUAUAAUAAUAAUACUUUAUUAUUUAUACCCCGCCCAUCUGGCUGGGUUUCCCCAGCCACUCUGGGCAGCUUCCAACCAAAUAUUAAAAACAAUAGUGCAUCAAACAUUAAAAACUUCCCUAAACAAGGCCGCCUUCAGUUGUCUUUUAAAAGUAAAAUAGUUACUUAUUUCCUUGACAUCUGCUGAGAGGGCGUUCCACAGGGCGGGCGCCACAACCGAGAAGGCCCUCUGCCUGGUUCCCUGUAACCUCACUUCUCACAGGGAGGAAAGUGCCAGAAGGCCCUCGGAGCUGGACCUCAGUGUCCGGGCAGAACAAUGGGGGUGGAGACAUGGCCAGUUGCUGCUGUCAUCAACUUUCUGCCUCCUCCGUAGCUGUACACACACCAAUAUACGUUUACAAGUACUCAACCAGUUGCCGCAGUUGUACGAUUCUGUACGGUUUUUGAGAACUUUAUGAUAGAUGGAAGACAAAUACAGUGGUACCUCGGCUUACAGACACUUCAGGUUACAGACUCCACUAACCCAUAGUACCUUGGGUUAAGAACUUUGCUUCAGGAUGAGAACAGAAAUCGUGCGGUGGCGGCAGUGGGAAGCCCCAUUAGCUAAAGUGGUGCUUCAGGUUAAGAACAGUUUCAGGUUAAGAAUGGACCUCCAGAACGAAUUAAGUUCUUAACCCGAGGUACCACUGUAGCCCAGAAAAACUCUUUGAGAUAUAGUUACCAGGUACUGAUUUUAAAUGCAGCUACUUCCGAAGGAGUACUUAGGAAAAGUGAACCUAAUUCAGUGGGACAGAAGGAGCUUUCUAAUGUUAUUCAUGGAGUUUAAGCACAACAUAUUUGCCCCUGUGCCAUAUGAAAUGGGGUCACGAAGUUUGGUUUCCAUAAAACAAACCCCACCAAACGUUGCAGCUCCUUUUAAGAUGUGAGCAUCCUUAGGAUGUGGGGGUUUGUUUCAAGAUAGCAUUCAAGUGUGCUGGGAUUUCUCCUCACAUUAAGGGGAAAGAUAACUAAACAGAGGCUGGGCACAGUCUUGGGAACAUAGAAAGCACCUUUAUAACGAGUUAGACCAUUGGUCCAUCUAGUUUAGAAUAGUCUACACCGAUUGGCAGUAGCUCUCCAGGGUUUGGGAGAGGGGUCUCUUGCAGCUCUGCCAGAGGAUGCUGAGGACUGAACCUGAGGCCUUCUGCAUGCAAAGCAGAUGCUCAAACACUGUGAGGGGCCCCAACUCUCAAGCUGGUUUGUGGUGGCUGAGGGCUGAAGGCAGAUGGGGAUUCUUUGAAAAAUUGCAUCCUCUUUUUCAUUAGCAGACGGCUUUGCUGGCUUCAAAGCCCUUCUAUGAGCCCAAUGGGACAUUUUGACCCCCACCCUAUGAGUUAUUGUGGGUUCAGAGAAGUUUGUGGCAAUUUUGCCUGUCUCCAUCCCUUGCCCAGAAGGGAUUACUGUCUAAGUCUUUAAAGUUGGGAUCAUAGAAUUGUAGAGUUGGAAGGGAUCUUGAGGAUCAUCUAAUCUGAUCCCUUGCAAUGUGGGAAUAUGCAGCUGUUCCAUAUGGGGAUCAAACCUGCAACCAUGGCAUUAAGAGCACCAUGCUCUAGCUGACUGAGCUACUGAAGGGUGUGCAUGCCCUAAGGAAGUAAAGGAGGCAGAUAAUAAUAAAUGUCUAUUUCCAACUCAACUUAAAGCUUUCUUGUUGCAACUGCUAUCCAUACCCACUCAAACAACAUUGUCAUGACACAGGGAGAAAUAACUUGAGGGAAGGCGUGUUGACAAAAGGAUUGAGAUUUCUGAAUUCUUACUGGUUAGCUGAGGCAGGGUCAUAGCCCAGCGACAGAGCCUCUGCCCUGCAUGCAGAAGUUCCCAGGUUCAGUCUCCAGGUAGGGCUGGGAAAUGCUGCUGUCUGCCAGACAGUGUAGACGCAGGUGGUGCUGUCGUCAAACCACUGAGCCUCUUGGGCUUGCCGAUCAGAAGGUUGGCAGAUGCGGAUUCCCGUGACGGGGUGAGCUCCCAUUGCUCUGUCCCAGCACCUGCCAACCUAGCUGUUUGAAAGCACGCCAGUGCAAGUAGAUAAAUAGGUACUGCUGCAGCAGGAAGGUAAAUGGCGUUUCCGUGCGCUCUGGUUUCCAUCACAGUUUCCUGUUGCAUCAGAAGGGGUUAGGCAUGCUGGCCACAUGACCCGGAAAGCUAUCUGUGGACGAACGCUGGCUCCCUCAGCCUGAUGAAUGCCGCAACCCCAUAGUCGCCUUUGACUGAAGUUAACCGUCCAGAGGUCCUUUACCUUUGCCUUUUUGCAACACUGAACUAGAUAGAUGAAUGGUCUCACGUGGGGUGAUGCUAGCCUAACCUAUUUCUUAACCGGAAUAGAAGGUUGCAGGAACCUUCAAGUGAAACAUUUUGAAGGCUGUGAAGAUUUUUAUGCGUUAAAUGGAAUCACAGGCAGGAUUAAAUUUUCAGCAGUGGAUGCAAAAUAAAAUAUAACAGUAAUGAAAGUAUUGUGGAAUAAAUACGUAUAAUGCAACCUGGAAAGGUAGGAAGUUGACUUUGGAAUUUGGUAUUAAAUCUGAUGUUUUUAAAAAGAACUGAAUAAAAAUGACUUGGCUAAUAUUAGCCAAGUCUUUCUUAUUUAUUUAUUCAUUCAUUCAUUCAUUCAUUCAUUCAUACCUACCCUGCCCAUCUGGCUGGGUUCCCCCAGCCACCCUGAGCAGCUCCUAACAGAAUACCAACAACAACAAUAAAGUGAUAAAAUAUCAAACAUUAAAAACUUCCCUAAACUGGGCUGCCUUCAGAUGUCUUCUAAAAGUCAGAUAGUUGUUUAUUUCCUUGACAUCUGCUGGGAGGACAUUCCACAGGGCGGGCGCCAAGACCGAGAGGGCCCUCUGCCUGGUUCCCUGUAACCUCACAUCUUGCAGAGAGGGAACUGCCAGAAGGCCCUUGGAGCUGGAUCUCAGUGUCCGGGCAGAACGAUGGGUAUACCUUCAGGUAUACUGGGCCGAGGCCAUUGCGAGCUUUAAAGGUCAGCAGCAACAUUUUGAAUUGUGAAGAUGGUUCACCAAAUGCCAAUUUCUCCCUUCUGUUUUCUCUCUCCUAGACCUUUGGACUUUACAAAGGCAUUGGGUCACCUAUGAUGGGACUUACCUUCAUCAACGCCCUCGUGUUCGGCGUUCAAGGGAACACACUCCGUGCUCUCGGAAAGGACACUCCAAUGAACCAGUUCCUUGCCGGUUCCGCGGCCGGCGCCAUCCAGUGCGUCAUCUGCUGCCCCAUGGAGCUGGCUAAGACGCGGAUGCAGCUGCAAGGGACGGGCGAAUAUAAGCUGAAGUCCAAGAACUACAAAAACUCCCUGGACUGCUUGGUCAAGAUCUACCGGAAGGAAGGGCUGAAAGGCAUCAACCGGGGGAUGGUCUCCACGUUCAUGAGGGAGACGCCCAGCUUUGGCUUCUACUUCCUGACAUACGACUGCCUCACCAGGUACUUGGGAUGCGAGGCGGAGGACAGUUACAUCAUCCCCAAACUGCUCUUGGCGGGAGGCAUGUCUGGGAUUGUCUCCUGGCUCUCCACGUACCCCGUAGACGUGAUCAAGUCUCGCCUCCAAGCAGAUGGGGUCGGCGGGAUUGUGCGCUACCACGGCAUUCUGGACUGCGUCAGGAAAAGCUACCACGCCGAAGGCUUGAGGGUAUUCACAAGAGGCCUCACCUCCACGCUGCUUCGAGCUUUCCCCGUGAAUGCUGCUACUUUUGCCACAGUCACUGUCUUCCUCAUGUACAUGAGGUCGGAAGAGAACCAGAUCCGAGGUGAUCUAAGUGGAUGUGAGGCUGGUCCGGCGAUCCAGCAGCCUUCAAGCUUUUAGAUUCCCAAACGGAAGCAAGUGAUCUUCUUUUUAUUUUAUUUUUUCCUUUCUUUUUUUUUUUUUUUAAAAUCUGGAUGUAGAAACUGUAAAUUUCUGUCUGUAUAAAGCAUCCUUUUAUCGUUACUUAGGAUUUCACCUCCUUUAUGAAAGCAGCAGAUCUGUUCUAGAAAUCCAGGUAAUAAGAGGACUUGCUUUUUAUAUAUAUAUAUAAACAUUGUCUUAAAAAAAUAAUAAUAGACCUCAUCCUACCUUCCAGCAGUUCAUUAUUUGGCACAUGGCCUAGCUGCUGCUACAAACCUCAUAAAAGACCCCCAGCCUACCCUAUUCCCAUUCAGUAUUGAUAUAAGCCCCUAUGCAAGCAUUCUCCAUGCAUAAAUGGUGGAGAAGGGGCAGGGAGCAGCACUGGGGUCCUGAUUCUGUGCAGCACGUUAUGCUUGCACAGUUGAAUGUUGGUGGGUUUCCCUUGCAGACAAUGGCGCCAUGCAUGUUGGGAUGGCAAGGCAGCUGGCGCACAUUCUAGCAGGAUGGGUUUUCUUUGCCUUACGUGUUUCUGCUUGAAUAGAGAUGUGAGCCUUAUUCAGGCAUUUGCCUGAAAGUGUGUGGGAUAAAACGGAGGGAGGGGGGCAAGGGCAAGCACACAAAACUCCCUCUCUGAAUGUCUCAGUGGACUGGCUCCAUUUCUGACCUUUCCGUUUUGAGAGGGAAGAUGUAGAGAGGAAUUGCUAAGUGCAUUAGGAAACCUCGUCAAGAUCAGGACAUGUUGCCAUAUUUCAAAAACUGAAAGUCCAGCUUUUUUUUAGUUUUGCCCAAAGUUGUUGACUUUUUGGAGCUAUUUUUAAUGAAAAUCUGCAAAAAAAAAACUUGACACUGCCGGCAUGGGUUGCCAUACAUCCAGAUUUUCCUGGACAUUUUAGCUGAUUUCCACCCGGACACUGCUUCUGAUUCCAGCUAUGUCCGGGAAAUUCCGGACCUAUGGCAACCCUAAUGUUCACCCAAGCAGUUUUAAUCCCCUGCCCUCACAGCACGAAAAGAGAGAGGAAUCCAGAUGUGCUGGAAAACCUGGCUUCAGGUGGCGCUAAAGCCAUUGCCUAAUCACCCCUUUGUUAGGCAGAAUCCCACCAGCAAUACUCAGUGACUGGGAAUCAGGGAACCUGUGUCCCUACACCAGUGGUUUUCAACCAGUGUGCCGUGGCACCCUGGGGUGCCUUGAAUGAAAGUCAGGGGUGCCAUGGGCAACACUGGCCUCUGACUCUCUUUCCUUCUAUUCCUCCUCCCUUGCCCUCUCAUGUCUCUGCCUCCCAAAGGCUUGCACAGCUGUUCGUUGCUGCAGCCCUGGCUGUAAGCUCCCCAAGCGGAUGGUGCCUCUGGGGCAGGCCAAGGGGUGCUUCCCAGCCCCCUGUGGGGCAGUCUGAGGAGGCACUUCUCUUUGGGGCAGUGGGGGGAAGCUCAGAGACUAGGAGUAGCAGCAGUGGCUGCCCAGAGGGCUUCCAGGGAGAGAGGCGAGGAGGCUGAGGGAACACUCCGCAAGGGAGGCUGUUUGAAAAGGAACGAGAGGCUGCCAGCUCUGCAGCCAAGGGGGUGACGUAACUGGGCUCCUGAGUCCCACAGGGGUGCCCCAGAAAAAAAUGUAGUUGGUCAAGGGAGCAGUGGAAUCAAAAAGUUUGGAAACCUCUGGCCUACACUAUUUGAAGGCCUGCAGGUCCCUGUCCCUGACUCUUCUUACCAUGAGAAAUUCCGUAAAUGGUACAUGCUUGAGCAUUUACUGUUCUUGCUAUCAAGGCUGGUGCAUUAGUCAUUGGAAAUCCCACAUACUGUGAACCUUUCAGUACAGCAUAUCAACAUCCUUCUUUUUCUCUUGGUUGUGAAGUUUCUUAGCUGGGUUCCUGCUGGGUUCUCCCACUUCCCCCGUUUUGCUGUACUUUUGACAGGAAGCGCCUGACUCCUCUGUGAGUGUGUGCAUGUAUAUGCACUUAGACAAGCAACGAAGGAUGCAAUUUGCCUUUUCCUAAUGUACUGCAGGUUGCACUAAAAAUCAUUCAGGAACGCAGGAAAGUCCUAUGCACUUCUGAUAAAGCUUACCUACCUUGCUAGUUGCUGCAUAAUGCAAGGCAUCCCUAUCCAGAAAGCUUAACAGCGCUGAUUGUUGUGAGGAAAGUGAGCUGCAGAGCUGAAAGUUGUCAUUCCUGAGACUGGGAUGUGUGUCAGCACAGCAUUGAAUGAUACCUAACUAUAAUGAGAGGGAGCAAAGCAGGGCUUCAUUAACCUCAGCCAGCGUGAGCAAGGGCCAUGGGACUUUUACAUGAGCAACAUCUAUAAGGCUGCAGCUUCCCAGUGCAGGUGUGAAAGAUGCAGGUGCAUAUUGACAAUAUAGCACCUUUGUAGCUCCUCAUCUCUCUCUUGUUACAGUGCAGUUUGGAAGGCAAGCUUAUCAAGAGAGCCUCUGGCAACUUUUUGGCCUAUUCCGCAGGGCUAUGCCCAACAAAGUUGUCCCGUUUGCACCACAGCUUCUGCUUGGGCCAUAGAACUUCUCCCCUCGCAGGGCUCCCAAGUUUGUUCUGGGGUUUCCCCCACCCUGUGGAAUGGUUGUGGAGGAGAAGUUCUGUCGUGCAGGAACAAACAGGACAUUUGUCAUACGGUUCAACACUGGCAUGUAUGUUGUUCUAGCUCUGUUGACCUCAAACGUUCGUUAGAAUCCGUGCAAGUUAGCUGGAUGGUCAGUGAGAGUGAGAUUUACUUUUCUUUAGAGACAAGAGGCUUAGGCUGCAGUCUUAUCUCCUCUUAGCUGGCUAUGAGUCUCAUUGAACUCCAAAUACUUUUGAAGAGGUAUGCAUAGAGUCGUGCUUUGGAGCCAUCGCUGUUGGCCAGUCACCAGUAUUAAGAGCCUACCAAGAGCUGUAAACCUGUCUUCUUUUACCCUGCCAAGUGAAGGAGAAUUUUACCAUACUUCAUUGAGGCCAGAUACGAACGUUACAGGUCCUAUUGCUCUGUUAGGAGCAUAAUGUUGCCACCUGUGGAGGUGGUUUUAGACAAGCCCUGCAUAACACAUGGCAUGUCCCCAAGCCUUCCUCCUAGUCCGCAAAGGUGUUCUUAAUUCUGGUGUAGAAACAUCCUACGGACAGAGGUAAAAUUGAAAUGGAAGCAUAGCCCUUGACUAAUUUCCACACAUUUGAAGCUAGGAAAAGAAAGCCAGGAAUACUCCCUUGGAAUAAUUACAGGAUACUUCCUCUUUCCAAGUUUUGUUCUCUGUGAACCUUUCAUUAUUAUUAUUAUUAUUAAGUUGAUUUAUUAUUUUAUUAUUUUCAACAAAAUAGUAAUAAAUAAAAAUAAAAAUGUGCACCCCACCCCCAAGACCAUUCCAUUGUAACUAUCCAACCUCCCAAAAUUUCAACACCUCUUGCAAUGGUUUGACCCCUUUUGUGAACCUUACUUUCAACGCUUCCCAUGUGAGCAGAACAAUGUGCAAGGUAGCAUGAAAUUCCUAAGGUCAAAAGCCAGAGGAAUUCCAAGCUCCACAAGGCAAAUAACUCCUAGAUCUGACCCAAUUAGAAAAACUGGGGGAGCAGGAGUUAUAUUCACAUCUCUAUUUCGUACAGGGCAACGCAGAGAACCUGUUGGCAAACACUUCUUAGUCAAGAGUCACUUGUGUUAACCAUGGUUUAUUGAAAGGGGGUCUUCCUCAAAACCCUUCAUAUCCAAAGCACGAUUGGGGAGCUGUAUUAUGUCGAGUCGGACGAUUGCUCCAUCUGGCUCAGUACUGGCAUCAGCUCUCCACGGUUUCAGACAAGAGUCUCCUUCCCAGCCCUGCCUGGCGGGGAUUGACCAACCAGAUGCUCUGCCACUCAGCCAUGGCUCUUCCCCAACCAUGGUUCUCUUAACCCUGGGGUCCCCAGCUGCUUUUGGACUACAACUCCCAUCCGUAGCCACAAGGACCAGUGGUCAGGGAUGAUGGGAAUUGUGGUCCAAAAACAACCGGAGACCCAACUUUGAGAAACUCUGUCUUUGCCAUACCUUCAAUGUGAGACCUAUUCCUUUUCUUUUUAUGUCUUUCCUCCUUUAUAUGCUCACUCUUCUCCUUGUUAUUUUUCUGCUGCUCUUCUCUCAAGAACGUGCAAGCCCAGAAGAAAAUGGCAGUGUUGCUGCUACUACUGUGAAUGGCUUUAGAGCAAGGCCUAACCCAGCUGAGGGUCUCAAUGUAUUUGCUGAAGGCCAAUGCUCUAUAAGGUGCUAAAAGGUUUAGAUUUAGAGAAGGGAAUUUUGGGCAGGGGGUGGUGGUGGGAGCCACCUUUAAGCAAGGGAUAUAAAACAACACAACUGAUAAUAAAGAACCUCCCACAAGCUGAUGGCCAUGGUGGGUAUUUUACCCUUUUUAUUGGGGACAGAGGUGCAAUAGGGCUGGCUGGUCUUUUAAUGAAAUACCUACCUAGAUAACAGCAUUUUUAAACCAAUGUUACUCUGGAGAAACCUGUAAAACUGGUUCAUCGCUUCUAUACCUUGGAGGUAUACUGAAUGUUUCGCUGCCUGUUUGGCAAGGACACUCAAAUUGAAUGUGAAACCUAUCCGAGCUGUUUAUGCACAAAAAUUCAAAGCAAUGACAACUAUCUCUUUUUUUGUACAGUAUUCUGUAACUGUUGUACAUAAAGGCAGAAUGAAUGAAUAAAUCUUUUUUUAAAAUAAUA
This is a messenger RNA of Podarcis lilfordi (Lilford's wall lizard), 18724 nucleotides long. NCBI's taxonomy places the organism in Eukaryota, Metazoa, Chordata, Lepidosauria, Squamata, Lacertidae. The record is from the annotation of a GenBank genome assembly.